This is a messenger RNA of Capsella rubella, 928 nucleotides long. Its product is annotated as putative 57 kDa heat shock protein. NCBI's taxonomy places the organism in Eukaryota, Viridiplantae, Streptophyta, Magnoliopsida, Brassicales, Brassicaceae. The record is from RefSeq and is a predicted model, not a curated record. The coding region runs from base 40 to 867 and encodes 275 amino acids. The transcript has 5 exons.
UCUGACCCAAAAAAAAACCUCACUCGACGACGUUGAAUCAUGGCGGCGCUCCCUGUUAGUGCCGUACCUCAAUCUCCUGAAGGUUUUUACGCAGUCAACAACCAGUUUCUCGUAAGUGGGCCAAAAGGGUUAAUGGAGUUUAAGAUGCUUGAGAACGAAGACACCUACAUUAGGUUUGAUCUUCCCGGUGAUCCAGAAAAUGGUGUGAUGUCUUUCAUUGACGAGUCCAAAAAAACUAUCACUAUCUGUGCCUACGCACCAAAAGAGCACCGCCACGACGGCUCUCACCGGAUCUACGGUACCUGCUUCAAACCGAAAUUGAAGAUCGGCCGUACGAAGACCCAACUCAUCUGCAAAUGCCACGAUAUCUCUAGCUUCACCUCCCACAUGUCCGAUGGUGUUCUCAGGCUUAUCGCCACCAAGACCCACGCCGCUACACAAUGCCCUUGCUUCUUGAUUCUUGACGGCGAAGGUAGCUGUGCCUGUGACGCGGACCCGGCUCAUCGUAACUUUCUCCCUGGCAUGGAUCCUGAAGCUCAAAACCCGACGUUAUCUGGCCACACAUUGAUGCCACACGUGGGUGUGUAUGAAGGAUCGCCCAUGGCGUAUGAGUCGAAGCAGCUCCCAGACGGCAAACUUUACGUGCGUGUGGACAUGCCUGGCGUUCCCAAAGAGAACUUUACUGUCUCUGUCACCAACGGGAGAGUUAAGGUGACUGGUGAAGCUCCUGCUCGUGACCACGACUCUGCUGGCCGUUUCUACUCUGGUGACGUGGCUGUGCUCUCUGCUCUUGUUGACAUACCAAGCCGCCGUGUCAAAACCAUCGCCAAGAACGGUGUGCUCCGCCUCCUCAUCCCUCGCGUUUGAUGAUUUCAUGAUGAAACUUUUGUGCUUGUGUUUGGUUAAAUUUGUCUUUUCUUGAAUGGAC